UUAACGCAGAGAUGUGUGCAGAUAUUGAAAUCAUCACGUCAAAUCAGUAUGACGGUACGUGCACCACCUACGCUUAAUUCAACGGCGCCACUGCAUGGUUUUGGUCCUCCCUCGCGUGAUCCCAUGUAUGCAUCGAUGGCCCCCCUGCUGCCACAACAGUCUGCACUGCCACCGGGUGCCAGUAUAGGAACAUCACCAUCGGGUGGGCCAUUGCCAUAUCGGCAGACGUGCUCCUGGAUGGAUCGUCAUGGUAGACCCGCCUCACCGCCCAUGGAAUAUGGGGGAAGGAGAAGUGAACGAAGAGAUCGAAUACGCCGUGUCGAAUUGCUAAUAGAACCGGGUCAAUCAUUGGGUCUUAUGAUACGUGGCGGCGUUGAAUAUGGUCUGGGCAUAUUUGUGACCGGCGUGGAUAAGGAGAGUGUUGCCGAUCGGGCGGGUUUAAUGGUGGGUGAUGAAAUACUCGAAGUUAAUGGUCAAUCAUUUCAAGAUGUCACCCACGACGAGGCUGUUAGUCAGUUAAAAUACCACAAACGUAUGUCACUGGUGAUACGUGAUGUGGGUAAAGUGCCACAUUCCUGUACCUCCAUAGAAAUGGAGCCAUAUGAUGCUUAUAGUCCCACGGGGACAAGAGCACGACGAAAAGGUCAAAUCACCGCCAUGGUAGAGGAGAAGGCCCGCUCUCUUUUACCCCGCCACCAUUUUGCAAGUCUUUCGUAUUAUAUAGCCGAAUAUUGUGCGAAAGCAAUGACCAUAGAUGCCUUUGUAGCCGUCUUAUUAGAAAUGUUAGAUACAUAUGAAAAGCAUACACUAGUGACGGAAAUCCGUGAACUUAUAUUUCCUGAGGAUCGUACUCGUUAUGAUGAGUUAGUUUAUCGUAGAGAACGUGAUCCUUAUAGUGGCGAAAGAUUAAGGCGUAAAGGAGAAAGUGCGCGUGAUUUGCCGGUAACCGAUGUGGAUUUGGAAGUAAGUGCGGCUACUGGCAGAAGUCCUUCAUCGGACUCAGGGCUGGGCAUGACCAUGACGGAUUUGAAAAAUCGACCUUUACAACGUUUACCCUAUCGACCCAUGUCGGCCGAACCGAUUUUACAUCGUUCUCACUUUCAUCAUCCCACACCACAAAAACUGCCAUCAACAUCUACAUCCUCAUCGACAGCAUGUAAUUCAUCCCAACAGCAACAACAACAACUUUUACAACAACAACAACAAGCGCCACCACUGCCAACCAAUUCAUAUUUACAUCCUCCUACACAAACCAAUAUCGGCCAUUAUCAUCGCUAUACCAGUCAUCAUGCCUCAUUGCGUCAUCUUGGUGGCUUUGGUUCACGUCUGGCCGGUAACUCAUCAUCAACAUCGAAAAUAAUGGGACCAACUUAUUAUCACAGCAGUACCACCCAUAAUACUCCACAAAAGCAGUUUAUGUACAAAACUUCUAAUACAAAUACUAACGACGACAGCAGUUGCAUGGGCCUCAUCAAUCAAACGCAUUUUGACAAUCAACAUCAGCCACUUUUCACUGUCUUUUAA
Lucilia sericata (common green bottle fly) is the source of this 1524-nucleotide messenger RNA. RefSeq names its product whirlin (gene dysc). The transcript is spliced from 8 exons. The annotation marks the transcript as partial. The record is from RefSeq and is a predicted model, not a curated record. Gene Ontology annotation, molecular function: protein binding. Gene Ontology annotation, cellular component: cilium; stereocilia ankle link complex; plasma membrane. Lineage: Eukaryota; Metazoa; Arthropoda; Insecta; Diptera; Calliphoridae.